Molecule: messenger RNA, 1425 nt
Organism: Lodderomyces pseudojiufengensis
Lineage: Eukaryota; Fungi; Ascomycota; Pichiomycetes; Serinales; Debaryomycetaceae
Exons: 1
Coding region: 1-1425 (474 amino acids)
Biological process (GO): mRNA splice site recognition
Cellular component (GO): cytosol
Molecular function (GO): mRNA binding
Source: RefSeq, a predicted model, not a curated record
AUGCUGUCUAGGUCAUCAUUUGGAGGUAAUAGACCAUCAAGAAAUCAAAAUGGAUAUUCGCUGAAUAAAAGAUACGAAGGCAAAGGAUUUAGUCGAGGAUCAUCUCAUCAAGCACAACGAAAUCAGCACAAUCAACAUAAUCAAUAUAAUCAACAUAAUCAGCAUCAUCAAACCAAUCAAUCAUCAUCAAGACAAGACCAUAGGCACUUUAAUAGUCGGCCAACACAGUCCCGAACACAACAUGGAAACUCAUCGUUUAGAGCAAGACUGAACUUAUAUCAACAACAUUCAUCUACCCCGUCUACACAUCAAUCAAGAGAUAAUACAUAUCAAAUAUGGAUGGGUGAUCUAGAUCCGAAUUGGGAUGAAUAUGCAAUUGAAACCAUAUGGACAAAUUUAGUAACGAAACCAAAAUCAAUUAAAUUAAUCAGAGAUAAAUUACAACCACUGAAAAUAUCUUACUGUUUUGUAACUUUCCCUGAUCAAGAAUCAUUUGAAUUAGCAUUACAAAGAGAUAAUCAACCUGUACCAAAUACAAAUAAAUAUUUUAAAUUAAAACAAGCCAAUAUAUCCAAAUCACUUCUGAAAUCUGGAUCAAAUGCAGUUGGUGGAGAAUUUACAAUAUUUGUUGGAGAUUUAUCACAAGAAGUUAAUGAAAAUUUAUUAUUUCAAAAAUUUAAUACUAAAUAUCCAAAUCAAAUUAAACAAGUUAAAGUUGUUAUAGAUCAAAAUACUAAUAUAGGUAAAGGGUUUGGAUUUGUGAAAUUUUUAAAUGGAGGAACAAUGCAAAAGGCUUUACAAGAAAUGCAAGGUGUAAUGGUUGGAUCUAAACCUAUUAGAGUAGGUAUUGCUGCUGGAUCAGAAACACCUCAGUCUUCAUCAAAUAUACAUGAACAAAGAUCAAUAGAUUAUAGGAAAAUAAAUAUACCUCAAACUCAACCAGAAUUGAAUCCAAUGACUGAUGAAAACAACACUUGUAUUACUAUUCAUGGAUUAUCUUCAAAGUUUACUACUGAAGAAUUGAGUGAUAUAUUUAUUGCAUUUGGUGAUUUGGUUUAUCUGCAAAUUUCAAAUAAUUUUGAUACUGGUUAUAUCAAAUUUCUACUAAGAUCAUCUGCUGAAUCAGCUAUGUUGUAUUUAAAUGGUUCGACCAUAAACAAUUGUAGGUUGAAAUUAACUUGGGGAAGUAGUUAUUUAGUUGAUCAACCAGAAGGAUUAAAUUUCGAACCAAUUACCGAAGUAACAAAUUUUAAUUAUUCAAAACAACAAGCACCACCAAAUUUAUAUCAUUCAAUUGAUUAUGUUAAUGAAAAUAUUAGCUUGCUCAAAGAUGAAGAGAUUAAGAGUUUUGCUAAUAGAUUAGAUGAAACUGAAAUCACUUCCUCAGAUCAUCUAUAUUUACAAAAAAAAAUGUGUAGAUUGUAG